AUGUCCUCUAGACCGAAAAGGAAAGCUACCAUCAACAAGUCGUACUCCGACACGCUUGAGGAUUAUCCAAUAGAGGAGUUGUCAAAAUCAUCGUCUGCAUCUUCCAUAACCUCAUUGGUCAGCAACAACAGCUCUAGAAGGAAGCCCAUGAAGAGAACCUCUUCUGCCGUGGACGUAACCAGCAGUAAUGGAAAUUCCAGCAGUAGUGUAUCAACACCUAAGGCCAGUCUGAAACCGCAGAUGCCUCACAACUGGCAACCUCCGGUUUCUGUCGCAGACUACUUUUCCCAGAAACUCGAUCUUACCGACGCAUACAUUGACUUGUCAAUACAGACGCUCUAUUGCCCCCGACACGAGAAUGUCCAUUUCAUAAGCGACCGUAGCAAUAGUUCAAAUGGUAAGCGCAAAAAUAGCAAGAAACCCUUGUUCAAAUUGCAGAAGGGUGAUUAUAUCUAUAUGGUGUCUGAGCCUCCAGGAGAGCCAUACUAUAUAGCGCGAAUCAUGGGAUUCAAACUUAAAGACAAAAGCCAUGGCCAUGAUGAACAUCUAGAGCACGAGGAAGCACAUCGCAUAGGCAAUGGCAAUUCAGCCACAGCAAUCGUGGACGCCAAUGGCUACUGUUUCCAGGUGCAAUGGUUUUACAGACCUCGUGAUAUUUCUAAGACGACCUCUGACUCCAGACUCCUCUUUGCCUCGAUGCACACAGACACAUGUCCACUCCUCAGCUUUAGAGGAAUAGUAACCGUAGAACACAAACAGGAUAUUGAAGAUAGAUUCGGUUCUCAGAAUGAGAGCCUGUCUAACAAUACUAAAAAGUCUACUUCUCCUCCCAAUGUCUCGGCAUUGGAGUCGUAUAUCCAAAACCCCAACUGUUUCUACUUCGACAAGUUGUUUGACAGGUACAUGAUAAAGUUCUACGACAUCUUUCUGACAAGAAACCUUCUUCAAUACACCACUGUAGAGAACUCCAAGAGCAAGAACUUCUUAAUUGCGUUGAACAAACGGUUUGAGUUCAUAUUUGUGGAGGGAACAAGAGCCAAGUCGUUUGUAAACACCUUCAGUUCUACUUCCUGCAACUGUGAGCAUUGUGGGCAAUGGUGUUCUUCAACCCAAGACUCUAUCAACUGUGUAGAGUGUGGAAAGUUCUACCAUAUGCUCUGUCUAGAUCCUCCUUUGUUGAAGCGGCCUAGUAGAGGUUUCUCGUGGUCUUGCGCUGCUUGUACCAAGAGACAUGAUAUCGAGUACCACAAAAAGAAGAUGCUUAUGCUUUCUCAUGAUAAUAAAUCGUCAAACGCUAGUCAGUUGACUAAAGAACUCGAUGCAUUGAAAUCUGCAAUAAUUGAAGAUACUGAACUGACCCCAGGAGGUGAAGAUGAUGAAACCCAAAUCAUCUUACCUAAAUUCGAAACGAUGGCAAUAGACUUUUUACUUAACGAUGCUGACUUAACUCUUGAACAAAGACGCUUAAAGGAAGAAUGGCCAAUGAGAUACUUGGGUAUGCAUGCUAGAUUGGAAGAUGGAGUAGACAUCGAUGACAGAUCGCCGUACCCUAGAGCAUCUACCAGAUUGGGCGCAAAGCAUCAGGCAACAAACAUACCUGAGUUCUACGAUCAUCCCAUUGAGUACUACGAUGUGGACAAGCCUAAUUCGAAAAAGGUCAAAUCGAAUGGUAAAAAGAACAACCACGAUAAUAAGGAACCGAUGGAGAAGCUUGUAGUUCCCGACGAGUACAAGGACUUGUCGCCCAAGGAGUAUCCCCAGUGGCUACAGCCUCGUCCUAAAGGUUAUGUAGAAAGAGGUGUAGAUGAUGGCGAGGGAAUGACGUGUACGUUACUCUGGAAGCUGUCGGACGUUGAUGUGGAGAAUAACUUCGAAAAGCUCGAUUCUUAUAUUCAAAGAUGCGAACCUAUAGCCACAAGACUUAAUAUGCUUCUGACUUCUCCUAACUUCAUGGAUUCUGUAGUUAAUGCGUACAUGAGGUAUGAUGGUGAUGUGGACAGAGCCUACGAUGAGAUUAUGAAACUCACUCGAAAGACUUUGAAGGAGCCUACAUUCACCAAGGAAGAAGUCAAGCGAUUUGAAAGUGGAGUAAAGGAGUUUGGCAGUGAGUUGUAUCCUGUCUUUGGUGAUAGUGUAAUUGCUCUUUGCUUUAGAUGUGCUAAGUUGUGGAGACGCUAUGCUGUUGUUUGGGAAGACCCCAAUGAAGUAGAAAAGAAAAACACCAAGACCAGUGGCUGGAAGAAAAAAGUCGAACCAGAGCUUAUUCUGGACUCUGUCGCUAUUCUUGAGGAAGCUGAAACUCAAGGGGCAACUUUGUCUUACGCCUUUGAUUACGAAUCUGAAAGCAGCUUGACUGCGGCAGUCUUUGAAAGGUCGGUAACACCAUCUGGUAAAGUAGAGCAAAAGAUAAUAACCAAGAAAAAGGUCAAGCCAGAGUAUGUAAAUGCUGUCAAAGAAGAGAAGGAGGAAACUAAAACUAUGAACAAAAAGAGAAAAACUUCUACAGCAACAUCCACUACUUCUAAGAAUCCCAAGACAGCUAAUGGAAAGACCUCUAAGACGGCUUCUGCUGUACUGAAGAGCAGAUCUAAGGAGAAGCCUGAAACUGAAACCAAGAUCAAGGCUGAAAAUGAAGGUGAUGAAGCUUUGGAUGAAAAACCUACUAAGGGUGUAAAGUCUCGCAAAAGAAAGCAGGAAACCAUAGAAUCUAAUUUGGUAGAAAAGGAAGUUCUCAUUUCUCAGCAAACUACGAAGAAACAAAGAAAACAUGCUAAUUCUAUGGCAAGCAAAAUAUUCAAUCCCAUUUUCAGCGUGGAUUACAACCCUCCUGCUAGUACUCUUACCACCAAGAUCGACAAGAAGUUGUAUCCAAAUUUGAGCAAGAACAGUUUGGAAAACAUUAUUAAGAACUACAGAACCAGGCAGUUGUUGGAUUUGACAUCUCAAUUACAAGUAUUGACGGUGCCUCAUUUAACAUCUGUAGAGCUACCAUUUCAAACUCAUGAUAGAAAAUGCUGUGUCUGUCGUGAACAUGACACAGCUGAAAACUCCAAGCUUGAAAUGCUAAUCUGUUCAAACUGUGGUGUAAAUAUACAUAGUUCCUGUGCUGGUAUAGCAAUUCCUGAGGGUGCUCAGAAACCGGUUAAGCAGUGGUUAUGUGAGCCUUGUGUCAACGACUUGAAGCCCUUUAACUCGACUGUCUACUCGUGUUCGAUGUGUUUGGCAAAGGAAUCCAAUUACGAGCUUUCUAUGUUGGGUUCUCCACUUGUGAGACCAGAUUUCUUAAAGCCCAUAUAUGAGUCAGGGAAAUGGUGCCAUCUCUUGUGUGCUAUUUUCAAUCACGAUUUGAUUUCUUUCCGACCUUCUACAACUACUUCGAACUCUCUGAAAAGAAUUAUAAAGGAAGAUGUUUCUGAUAUGAGAGCUAUGGUGGAUGCUAUCUAUAGCGGCAUCCACAUUGAAAGUGUAUCUAAGGUUUUCAUUCAGAACUAUCGUUCAACAUGUGGCAUCUGUCAGUCUCGUAACGGAUCCAUGGUCAAGUGUGACUUGUGCGAUGAUAACAUCAAGUAUCACCUUACAUGUGCUCAGGACACUCCAAACUUCAAGCUUGGCUUCAAGUUGGUAGCUCCUGUAAACGAAAAAGAUCAUCAGAUAGUGAAGGUGGGCAAUGUGGUGGGCAAACUCAAGCCGAUCUUGGUCUGUCCUAAACACGACCAAUCCACAUCUACAGUGGCCAACUUGAGAAGCAUUGGAAAGAGAGUAUUUGGGGUGAAUAAGGAUGAGCCAAAGCCUCUUAUCCAGCUAUUCUUAGAAGAUGCUGUUAAAAACAAUACCAUCAAGUUAACUGGACCACAGUUAAGAUCGAAGUCGUACAUUGAAAAUUAUAAUCUCUUCAGAGGUGAAUCCGAAUUUAACAGACAGAAUCUGCUUUUGCUGUUGCACAACGAACAAUCAGAAAAGAUCUGUUCAGCAUGUAAUACCAGAACCUCGCCAAUGUGGUGGAACAAAGAGAGGACAAGUCAAGCAAAAAUAGAACAGAUAGAAUCGAAUGGCCCACAGAGCAAAGAAGUAUAUCUUUGUCAAUCAUGUUACCACAACAAUGAUGACGAUGACAAAAAUGAAACUGACGAUACAGAGGAAGGCGAGAGUUUGAUCGAUGUUCUCAGAAAACCUAUGUCUGCUGAGCAUUACGGUAUUCGAAACGAAAAAGACCGUCUAUCUGACAUAUAUGUGUCGAAGUUAUUGCAGGAAAAAACUCCGGCUAAAGAAAGUAGUAGCAGUGGAGAGACCACAAGAUCAAAGAUUUCUCUUGGGGAUAUCUUGAGUUAG
Molecule: messenger RNA, 4329 nt
Organism: Scheffersomyces stipitis CBS 6054
Lineage: Eukaryota; Fungi; Ascomycota; Pichiomycetes; Serinales; Debaryomycetaceae
Gene: SNT2
Product: DNA-binding E3 ubiquitin-protein ligase
Exons: 6
Coding region: 1-4329 (1442 amino acids)
Biological process (GO): histone catabolic process
Cellular component (GO): Lid2 complex
Molecular function (GO): ubiquitin-protein transferase activity; chromatin binding
Source: RefSeq, a predicted model, not a curated record